Messenger RNA from Fopius arisanus, 1587 nucleotides. Its product is annotated as tubulin alpha-1 chain. The transcript has 2 exons. The record is from RefSeq and is a predicted model, not a curated record. Gene Ontology annotation, cellular component: cytoplasm; microtubule. The coding region runs from base 138 to 1490 and encodes 450 amino acids. NCBI's taxonomy places the organism in Eukaryota, Metazoa, Arthropoda, Insecta, Hymenoptera, Braconidae. Gene Ontology annotation, biological process: mitotic cell cycle; microtubule cytoskeleton organization. Gene Ontology annotation, molecular function: GTP binding; structural constituent of cytoskeleton.
CUGAACGUCGCUGGGGCGGAGUAGUCUCACGACAAAAGCCGUUGGAAAUUGUUCGCUGAAGUGCCAUUGCUAACUUCUGCCGACAAUCCUUUUAACGUCUCUCUUUUGUACAUCAAAAAAAUUUAAAAAACUUCAAAAUGCGUGAAUGUAUCUCAAUCCACGUUGGACAGGCUGGAGUCCAAAUUGGUAAUGCUUGCUGGGAGCUGUACUGCCUGGAACAUGGUAUCCAGCCCGAUGGACAAAUGCCAUCUGACAAGACCAUCGGAGGUGGUGACGACAGCUUUAACACUUUUUUCAGUGAAACUGGAGCUGGCAAGCACGUACCGCGUGCUGUCUUCAUUGAUUUGGAGCCAACUGUGGUCGAUGAAGUACGUACUGGAACCUAUCGCCAGCUGUUCCACCCAGAGCAACUGAUCACUGGCAAGGAGGACGCAGCGAAUAAUUACGCCCGUGGCCACUACACAAUUGGCAAGGAAAUAGUUGACUUGGUGUUGGACAGGAUUCGCAAACUGGCAGACCAAUGCACAGGACUCCAGGGAUUCCUGAUCUUCCACUCAUUCGGUGGUGGGACUGGCUCAGGCUUUACAUCCCUCCUGAUGGAGCGUCUCUCCGUGGACUACGGUAAAAAAUCAAAAUUAGAGUUUGCAAUCUAUCCGGCCCCUCAGGUAUCGACAGCAGUGGUCGAGCCGUACAACUCAAUACUGACAACUCACACAACCCUGGAGCACUCGGACUGUGCCUUCAUGGUGGACAAUGAGGCGAUUUACGACAUCUGCCGAAGAAAUCUCGAUAUCGAGCGUCCCACCUACACGAAUCUUAACAGACUGAUUGGACAGAUUGUCUCAUCAAUCACUGCAUCACUUCGUUUCGAUGGAGCCCUCAACGUGGAUCUCACUGAAUUCCAGACAAAUUUGGUGCCCUAUCCAAGAAUCCAUUUCCCUCUGGUGACUUAUGCCCCAGUGAUAUCAGCUGAGAAGGCAUAUCACGAGCAAUUGUCAGUGGCAGAGAUUACCAAUGCCUGCUUUGAGCCAGCUAAUCAGAUGGUCAAGUGUGAUCCUCGUCAUGGCAAGUACAUGGCAUGUUGCAUGCUCUACAGGGGUGACGUUGUUCCCAAGGACGUGAAUGCUGCAAUCGCCACGAUUAAGACCAAACGAACCAUUCAAUUUGUUGAUUGGUGUCCCACUGGCUUCAAGGUUGGCAUCAACUAUCAGCCACCCACUGUUGUCCCUGGGGGUGAUCUCGCCAAGGUCCAGCGUGCUGUAUGCAUGCUCUCCAAUACCACAGCUAUUGCUGAAGCUUGGGCUCGUCUUGAUCAUAAGUUCGAUCUCAUGUACGCCAAGCGUGCUUUUGUUCACUGGUAUGUGGGUGAGGGCAUGGAGGAGGGAGAGUUCUCUGAGGCUCGUGAGGAUCUCGCUGCCCUCGAGAAGGACUACGAGGAGGUCGGCAUGGACUCCGCUGAGGGAGAGGGCGAGGGCGCCGAGGAGUACUAAGGCAUCUCCACUAUUCUUCAACUACAUCGAGAUUUAUUCGUUUUGGUUCAGCACUUUGUAUUUAUUUCAACAUUCCUGUCAUUCGGAAAUUUCAAGG